Molecule: messenger RNA, 744 nt
Organism: Amaranthus tricolor (Joseph's coat)
Lineage: Eukaryota; Viridiplantae; Streptophyta; Magnoliopsida; Caryophyllales; Amaranthaceae
Exons: 3
Coding region: 1-744 (247 amino acids)
Molecular function (GO): zinc ion binding
Source: RefSeq, a predicted model, not a curated record
AUGAUAGAUGGUUGUUUUAUCAAAACCGUUUUAGGUGGAAUGCUAUUGUCAGCAAUUGGUAGAGAUCCACAUGAACAAAUGUUCCCUUUGGCAUGGGCAGUAGUGAAAGGGGAGAACAAUGAGUCUUGGCGGUGGUUCCUCAAUGAGUUAAAGAAAGGGUUUCCGGCUACAAAUGGUGUUGGAUGGACUAUAAUAUCAGACGAACAUCAAAGCAUUUUAAGGGCAGUGAGCAUGGAACUUCCCGAGGCUGAGCACAGGCACUGUGCUAGACAUAUCUAUGCCAAUUGGAAGAAGGAUUUCAAAGGAGAAGAAUUAAAGUUGCUUUUUUGGAGGGCUGCUAAAGCAUAUAAUAAUGAAGUUAUGUUUGAUGCACUAAAGGAGAUGGAUGAGAUUAAUCCCUUGGAAGCUGAACACUUCAAGAAAUCAAAGCAUCUUAUUGACAUGCUUGAAGAGAUAAGGACAAUAUUGAUGAAGAGGAUAGUUACAAAGAGAGAGGAGGCACAAAAGUGUUAUGGAUUGAUAUGUCCAAAGGUGCUAGACUUGUUAGAGAAAGAGAAGGAAGAAGCAAGUAAAUGUACUAUUAUACCAUCAACUGCUACACUUAUUCAAGUCGCUUACUACAUGGACACUUUCGAAGUUGACAUUCAAAACAAAUGUUGUACUUAUAAGAUGUGGGAUUUGAAGGGCAAUCCUUGUCGUCAUGCAAUUGUUGCCUUGUAUUAUAUGAGCAAGGAUGUGGAAUAA